Messenger RNA from Pocillopora meandrina, 16292 nucleotides. The record is from the annotation of a GenBank genome assembly. NCBI's taxonomy places the organism in Eukaryota, Metazoa, Cnidaria, Anthozoa, Scleractinia, Pocilloporidae.
AUGAUAUGUGGGUCCCUCAUGGCGGUUGCAAACGGCUUGAUACCUUCUCUGGGAGCCAUGAUUUAUGGAAAACUUACUGACGAGCUUGUCAUCCGCGAAAACUGGAAUUGUACUCUAAACGAAAGCGUUACAAAUUUACUGCUAAGGAAUGUGGUGACCUUGGAAAUGGUUCAGCCCCGUGGGUUAACAGCUAUAAAUGCCACAAAAACAAAGUCUGUUCAAGUGAUAGUAAACGAGACUGGAAUUAGAGUGAAGGUUGUUGGUUUGAAUGGAAGACUGCAGCAUAAAUCGGCUCUUGAUGAAAUUAAUGCAACAUCUCCUUCAGUAGUUCUAAACGGCACUGCUUUGAACGGAACAAAGUUGAUGGGAAUUAUUGUCAUGGGAACGCGUGUUGAAAUGGUUAAGUUGAAAGAGAAAGCGUUUUUAAACGAAAUAACGAAAGAAGAAGAAACAAGAAAAGCAAAAGGAGAGGAAAUCAUCGGUCAUUUUAAUGAAGGAAAACAUAAAAUGAAAAGUCCUCUUAAAAAAAAUGGGAAAGAAAGUCAUGUAAGUUUCUUUUAUUUCAAACGUGAGGCUGACAUUUUCAGUAACCAAUUAGGUUACGCAAGUUCGAAAAAGCAAUUAAUGGAAGAGGGCUUUGGAAAUUCAAGGAAAACUAAACGAGAACUUGAGUCUUAUGGAAAGAAAGUUUUCAUCGAAGGUAAAACUUCUAAACCUGUCGUUGAUUCUCAAUUGGAUUUCGAGAAACAUUUUGUCGGCAAGCAUGAGGAAACAAGGAAAACAUACAAGCCUUUUUCAAUGGAAGCAUAUCGUAGAGAGAAAAGUGAGUCUAAAGUGAAGAUGAAUUCCGAUAACACAAGAAAAAAAACCGAGAGGAACGUAAUUGACAAGAAAUCAACAGUACAGCCGUCAAAUAGAACAAACAGAGAAACCAAUCAAAAGUUUUCCGAUGACGGCAUUAAUGUUGGUCAAGUCCAGAGUAUUAAGAAAUUACCUGCGGCUCCCACACCCACAAUCCUACCUGAAACAAAUAACGUAAACUACACGCUAAGAAACAUCACGAGAUCUUGCCGCUUGAUACAGGACAGAAUUGAGGAGAACAUGAGCAAAUAUGCUCUGUAUUAUGUUUACGCCGCCAUUGGAACCUUGGUUUUUGCAUACGGACAGAUGGUGAUGUGGAACAUAGCUUCCGAGCGAGGGGUUAGAAACUUGAGCGAGAAUUUAACCGAUUCAAUGAUGGACAAGGACCCAGGAUUUUAUGAUACCAAGAUACACGAAGGCGUGGUCAACCUACAAGGCCUCACGUAAGUAAAAGACAUCUUGCAACAGACCCUUUUAUAAUGAAAAUAUUGCUCAAGCACUAAAAAAUCUCAUAUUUAUACAUCUCAUGAUGCAUUUAGACUGGAAGUCACGAUUCACUCCAAAGAGGGAGACGGGGGUGGGAAGGGAUUAGAAACUUGAGAGUCUCUGGGAGGAGGGGUGUUAAUCAAAGCGUAACAUUAAUGGUUGAGCACUAAGGUUAAGGUAUAAUGUAUUUAUAUUAGAAUAACUUCUGACUAUUUUUGUUUCACAGAGAUCCACAGGAAGCUAUAAGUCAAAGCGACUUGAACGCGCUCAGCGGGGGACUAGGAGGAGAAAUCGCUUACAUGAUUCAGAGUUUGUCGAGUAUGUUGUCGGGAUUUCUGGUCAGCUUCGUAGAAAACUGGAAAAUCACGUUAGUGAUGAUGGCUGCUGGACCUGUGCUAGUAGCAGUUCAGGGAAUAACCGACAAGGUAAGGUAGAGUGUUGAUCCACCUGAUGUCGACCUAUUUCCAAUUUCACAAGUGGACUUUGUGUAGAUAUAACGGAGGGUCUUAAUACGGUGAUGAAAUUUACGGAUAAACGUUAUUCCAUGGAAAAUGCGCACGAACGAUUUACUCACGAGUUGCAAUGCAUCAACUGAAAAAACGAACGAGUGAGGUAGGUGGGUAAUUUUUUUGAUGCUUCAGAUCGAGUGAAUAAAAAUCGUUCAAGCAAAUAUUUUUAUUUCAUACAUACUUAGAUUUGCACUGUGAAGUACAAAGCGAAAGACUGUCAAAUCACAUCGUUCGUCCAAUCAGAGACACGAACGAUAGCAAUUCACAGUGUAAAUCUUAGUAUGUAUAAAAUAAAAAGAUUUUUGACAUUGAGAUCCUCUUAUCAUGGUAGGUAAAUAAAGAUUUACGUUUUCGCUGGUGCGAUGCUGAUUUUAUUUAUCCGCCAUUUUUAACAGGUUCAAACAUUUGUCAUGCAGCAGAAGGAAGAGUUGAUGAAACGCGCCAGUGGAUUGGCCAGGAAGAGCAUGGGGUCGAUAAAAACGGUGGCGUCAUAUGCUGGGGAGAGGUUAGAGAAGGCUAGGCAAGUAAAUAACAACACAUGAUCAAAUGAACUGAGCCCCUGAUAUUUCAAUUCAAGGAAGAUAAUUUCGCUGCCAAUCGUUUGUAUCGAGCCAAUAACCUUUUUCAGUCAGUCAGGCUGUCAAAACGGUCAUUCAAUCAGUCAGUCAAUCAGGAAUUGAAAAACCCAGGUGAUCAGGUGGUCUGUCAAUCGUCAUUAAACCACUCAUCGUCUGACAGUCAGUCACACAGUCAAUCGGUCAGUCAGUCACUCAGUCAUACAGUCAGUCAGUUAGUUGGUUAGUCAGUAAGUCAUUCGUCAGUAAUACAGUUAGUCAGUCAGUCGUCAGUAAUAAAGUCAGUCAGUCAGUCAUUCUGUCUGUCAUUCUGUCUGUCAUUCAUCAGUAAUUCAGUCGUCAGUAAUAAAGUAGUCAGUCGUCGGCAAUACAGUCAGUCAGUCAGUCGUCAGUUGUCAGUAAUAAAGUCAGUGAGUGAGUCAGUCGUCAGUCACAGUCAGAGUCAGUCGUCAGUAAUACAGUCAGUCAGUCAGUCGUCAGUAAUAGUCAGUCGUCAGUAAUAUAGUCAGUCACUCAGUCAGUCAUUCGUCAGUCAUACAGUCAGUCAGUCAUUCGUCAGUAAUACAGUUAGUCAGUCAGUCGUCAGUCUUCAGUAAUAUAGUCAGUCACUCAGUCAGUCAGUCGUCAGUAAUAUAGUCAGUCACUCAGUCACUCAGUCGUCAAUAAUACAGUUAGUCGGUGCCUCAGUCAGUUAGUAGGUCAAUCGCAUAGUCAAUCAAAACGAUAAGUAAAAAUGACAUUUCUCUCAGAUUUUUGCAUAUCGCAUUGUAUCCUAAUUCCUGACAACGAAUUGUCCAUAGUUCCUUGUUCAUAAAGCUUUGUUAAACUGCAGAUAUUCUGGUAAAGUAGAAGCAGCAAACAAUCUCAAUAAACUCAAAAGUCUCAUUCUUGGUGUGCAAAAGGGACUCACCACUUUACUGGCUUUUGGUUUCCUUGGCUUGGGUUUUUGGUAAGUAAAAGUAGAUAAAAGUUAAGACAAUGUAAUACAAUUUUUUCUCGACAUGUGUUUCCGGGAGUGGUUAUGUGAGUCAAUUUUUGCUUAGGUAUGUACCGCUGGUCUGUCAGAACCUCUCCCCAUUAUAGUCUGUUCUUUUGUCAGUUAUUAACCCCAUCUUGGUCACUUUUGGAAAAUGUAAUUCUCGCUAUCCCAACUUAGUGAAGAACGGAAUGUUAAAUAUCAAAUAUUAAAACAACACCACGAAAUUCAUCGAAAACUUUUUAAACCACGAAUCUUUCCAUUAUUAAUUUCCUACUUACAAGAAGUUUUUUAACACCAAAAAUCCCGACCCCAUUUUAAUAACUCUUUAAAAAAUGCAAACCUAUAAUAGUCAAUCCAGUCGUGAAGAUGCGACCCCAUCCAAUUGACUCUGCUUUUCAGUUAUUUUAAAAGGAAUAAACUUGAAUUUCUUUGGAACCUAUCUAGGUAUAGUUCUACUCUACUACCAGGUGGAAGUAUCACUCCAGGAGCUGUGAUGACGGUUGGUCAUGUUUUAACUUUAUUGCUUUUAGUUACUGAUUACUGAUUACUGAUUGAUUAAAGAUUGCCCGUUUAUCUGUGUGUAUGUCUUUUCAGCUUAACCAUGAUGACCAUCAAUUCUCGACUGGAUCAAUUGACACAUUGUAGAGCUAUGAUCAGUGAAAAAAUAAUUGUUCAUUUUAUCUCUGUAGAUAUUUAUGGCUAUCAUCUCUGGUGUGAUGCAAAUGGCAGGUACUGGAGAGCAACUUGAAGAUAUCGGUGACGCCAGGACGGCGUUAUCAUCAUUGCUUGGAAUCUCAGAGGUAAUGAGACAGGUUCUAAUACUCUUAUGAUAUUCACUACUUGAGAUGUCGCAUAGACAUUUUCGUUUCAGGACUUUUCGCGCACUAACAUCGCUCGAAACGCGCAGGCUACGCACUAAAGAGAGCCUCCACGCAAGAUACACAAACUCAAAGAAGACGUGGCAAAGUACCCUCUGAGGUGCUGCAAAGAGGUCACGCAACUUUCCAUGGCGAUACAUGGCACUACAUAUGGAGCAAACUAAUUUGGAGGUUUUUAUCUUCCUUCCUAGACCGAUGAAGACCCCUUUGACAAGGCCACUAGUCAGCUUGACACAGUUCUUGGUAAACUGGAUGUGUUUAACGUGCACUUCCAUUAUCCUUCUCGACCUGAAUAUCAGGUAUGUCAAACAAGGGUAUGCUGUUCGUCCGAAGUUCUUUCGUUAAUUGCAAAAAAAAAAGAUAAAAGAAAGAAAUUGUCGUCAACUGCUUGCGUAACAUCUCAGGUCAUCUAAAUGGAUUUUUCUUUGAACGAUUUUCUUAUUUUUGACUCGUGUUUGUAAAUUGAAGAAUACACAAAUUUCUCUCUUACUUUAUUGCACAGGUCCUUAAAUCCAUCAAUUUGACAGUGGAAGAGAAUCAGACAGUUGCUCUGUUGGGAGACAAGGGCAGCGGAAAGAGCGCGUUGAUAAAAUUGCUCCAGCGAAUUCAUGAUCCACAAACUGGGAAAGUAGGUUUACAAGUCUCAAAAGAUGGCCAUAAUUCCCUUUUCCCUUCUUUUUGUCUCUGCGCGAUCUGAAAGCACUAAUUUGACGUUUCAGCCGUUGAAUUUCCCGCUCUGUUCGCGUUUUGGCUUGACCUAUCUCUCUUAAAUAUACCGGAGACGCAGUGCGCUUGAAAAUGUUUGGUAUCGGUGUCGGACAUUCUAGAUUUUAAUGUUCGCGGAGAAAUACCACUUUUUCUUGCGUAAAUAACGUCUUUGACCUUUUUUUUAGGAUUGUAAGUAAAGAGUUAUGGUUAAGUGAGAAAUCUUAAUUCAACGUAGGAACCUUCUGUGACGCAUAUAUUUGGCAUCCGACCCAGAAUAAGUAGUAUUGUUUUAAUGAAUCGUACGUCCCCGCGCGAAGGUUUUUUGAUAAGCUUAACCUUAUGCUAACCUUAUCUUCACAUUAUAAGGUGCGACUCGACAGGCAAGAUGUUCGUUUUCUUGAUCGACGCUGGUAUCGCCGGCAAAUUGGCAUCGUCCACAAGAAACCUGAGUUUUUUAACACGUCAGUAGCAGAUAACAUUGCUUACGGAAAAGGUGAAGCCACUUUGAAAGAAAUAGUGCGCGCUGGAAAGGUGGCUGGGGCGCAUGAAUUCAUCUUAACCUUACCACACGUACGUGAAACAAGUUAUUUUUCAAACAUUUCUAUGACGUAGAAAAUAUUUCACUUGUUCUGUGAGGGCAUAGUAUAAAGAAAUCCGAAGAAACGAACUCCAGGCCUUCGGAUUUGGCCCUGCGAUGUUCAACCACUGAGCCAGGGCAAACGAUGGUGAACUAGGGAAUAUACAGGGUUCCUAUGUAACAUGCUGUCUGUAUAAUGCUGAGAUUAGCAAAGAAGAAAGCGUCAAAGCUCUGAGUAAAGUUUAAAAUAUAGUCAAUGUCCUAUGCUCCUAAAAAUUAGACGACCGUGCCAAGAGUUUAUUACCUUCCUUAUUCUGUUUUCUGCAAAUGGAGUAAUAAUUCCAUCAAAUGAUGGAGGAAAAUUAUUUUGCUUAUAAUCCAGGGAUACGCUACGGUGCUAGGUGAUGACGGAUCUCCGCUGACUUCUUAUCAGAAACAUUUAAUAGCGUUGGCACGGGCAUUGAUCAGAAAUCCUCGGAUAUUGUUGUGGGAGGAAGACUUGUCUAUCAUGGACAACUUUGCCCUUGAUGCUUUGACAAACUACUUGAACCAAGUACGUGCCUUAAUAUCAACUUUAUUUCUGCUCUAAUGUAAACACCACAGUUUUACAAAUCAAACUAUUGACGCACAAACUUGGUUUACCUCUUGAAGCUUGCCCUUCUACUCUCAUAAUAAUAUAACUUGUAACUUUUCUUUACAAUAUCAAAAACACGAGUUGCCUGACACUAUAACAAACCACACUACCUAAUUUACAAGGAAAGUAUAGAAGUAAGACGAAUCAGAUCUCAGUAAAAAUGUUAGCGUCAAUAAAUAUCCCGUUUUAUCCUCAGCAUGAUGGUAAAAUGGUUUUUUACAAAGUGUACAUCGUACCGCAAAGACCUAGAACUAAUUCAUUAGAUAUCUGCCUUAGCAUGAAUUAUAAAUUCCAUAUAAAUGAAAAUAAAGGAGAGUCAAUCAAUACUUGGUAUGAUAGGUUUUUCCUUGUCAACUUGUUAUAUAAAAUGUGGAACGUUUUAGGCAAGGCUUGGCCGCACCACGGUAAUUUCAACAAGUCACGUGUCCGUAGCGCGUAUAGCAGACACUAUUGUUGUCCUUCAUAAUGGUGAGAUAAUCGAACAGGGGAGUCCCAAGGAACUUAUGAUGUCAGGAGGGGCAUUCAGAUAUCUGGCUGCUUUACAGGUCAGUUGACGUUAAUUGGGUUUUAUGCCAGCUUUCUGUACCGAGAGUUACAUGUUCCUGGUAGUUCUGAAACAUUUUCCCCCUUUUCUCCAUGUUAAUAUCGAUAACCAGAAAGUUGGACGAUGCAAAAAAAGAAAGAAAAGGAAAGUUGGUCAAGUCGGCCUACUUCUAUGCGUUGUCACGCACCGCUCCCUUGCGCGACAUUUCAAAGAACGACUCGGUGCAAAGGAGGCUGUGGUGUAAUCUCUCUAGGUCUCUAAAAGAAACUAAGGAAAUAUUUAAUAACUUACGACUUGUUAACUUAAAGACACUUAAAACUGUUCCUUUUUCAGUAUUUUGAAUCUCAGACGCUACACCAAGAGAAAUUAUUGAAGACUGGUGAGACAAGCCUCUCCAUCGUAUUGUGCAGUUUAAGAAUUAUUUAGGAUCUGAGCUCAGCUAAACUUUUUUUUAUGUGAUUUACAGUACCAGUUGCAUCGGAAGUGUCGCUGUUUAAGGAUGGCAUCGAAGAGCUGGAAUCUGGUUUGACGCAGACCCAAGAAGAGACUAGAGAGCAAGUGAAAGGCUUCGUAUCCAAGAUCCGACACAUGAUCCAAGAAAAGGUGACAUAAGUUCUUGAUUCAGCUAAAACAAAUAAGUAAUGAUCUUUUUGUGUGUGUGAAAAAGGACAUGAUGAUGUGAAAGUGAAAUCUUGAGCGUCUUGUAGUCGGCCAAACUACCUGCUUACCUCCCACCUAACUUUUCUCUCUUUCUCUCUUCCUCACUCCUCCCUCCCUUCCCUCGCUUCCCCCCUCCCUUUAGCUACCUGUCCAGCUACCCCGUUGCAUGUACCUACGUACCCGGCUGUCUGUUUCUUAGUCUUUCUGCCUAUUCUAUAACGUAAUUGCCUAGCUUCCUACCUACCUUACCUACCUACAAUCUUCCCUGCCGCUUUCUUUUGAAAAUGGAUUAAAAGAGCAGUUCUGCGUUCAAUCAAAAAUUUUUGAGAGCAGGGAUGGCACAGUGCGAAGAGUUCCCCUCGCCCUCCGCUGUAGCUUGGGUACGAUUCUUGCAUCUAGUGUCACAUGCGGGUUUAGAUUUAUGAUUGGUUCUAGUCAUUUCCUCGAGGGUUUUGUAUUCUUUAUUCUGACUCGAUCCGAAAAAGCGAAGAGCCUCCUGGUAUCACGACUAAAGAAGUACAAUUGUAAUCCUAUUCUGGCAGGCGCAGCCGAGAUCCCUUCUAUAUACAAAAUAUCAACACCAUUUUCUUUGGGAAUCAAGGCACUUAUUCUUCGUUUCCUCUGUUAGUUUAUAUAGCAACGAAAUAUAGUGAGCAGUUAUGUGGUUUCUUGUUUUUAAUAACUGACUAAUAUUUAAACAUCGCAUUUCAGUUAAACGAAGGAGAGGCUGCAUACAAAAUGAUAAGAAUGCAGCUUCAAGACCUACCACUGUUGUUAUCGGGGGCUCUAGGAGCAGCCAUCACAGGAAUGAUCGCCCCAGGCCUCUCAUUUCUAUUUGGAGAGAUACAAAAGGUGGCAUUUAUACACAGAAGAAUAUGAACUAAGCUUAUUUGUUCUGGCUCUCUCCUGGAAAAGCUACAUAUCUUAAGGCGCUAUUAAUUCUUUACAAAACUGCUAUACAAUACUGUAACACUAUAUCACUGUUGAUAUUCCAAACUGGUUUGCCUAAAAUGAUAUCUUUAAAUUUCUUUUUGAAUCAUAUGUUUGGAUUCGUUUUAAACUGCACAUUUCUUUUUUUCUUUGUAGUUUAUGAAUGAUCCUCUAAGAGUUGCUCGUGAAGGACCCUUCUGGGCGAGUAUGUUUGUUUUACUUGGAGCAGUAGUAGGAUUUGGUGGCACGAUCGAGGUAAGAAUCUCUUUUGCUUCGCAGCGGCAAUAUAUCAGAAACGGAAAACAUUGCAUGAACGGUGCAGGUAAUAGACUAACUGCUUAUCACAAUAGUACAUCAGAAAAAUGAGUUCAACCGCAUUUUUAAUAACGUACGGAAUAUGAAGGCUGCCGUCAACUAAGAUGCAGGACACUCGAAAACGGGUGCAAAGUUUCAUUGGGCUGAAAAGGUCAAGCUCUGAAUUGUCAUGGAAGGAUUUCGAUCCAUUUUAAUUUAGAAUCGCUAUUUUGGCUCUGAGAAUCAGAAUUCGCAUGCUAUAGAAACGUGUAUUACUGUUUUUUUUUCUCUCUAAAUUAAUUCUUAAGUUCAUCUCAAGUUAUUUUGGUUUUGAUUCUGAAUAAAACUAGACAUUGUUUUAUUCAUAUAUUACAUAGUUACAAAUUUCUUUAUACUUUCAAUUUCAGAAAUUUAUGCUCACCUUUGCUACGGAGAAGUUAAAGACACCACUCCAAAAACUGGCCUUUGAAACAGCAAUAAACAAAGUAAGGGUUUAAUCUCAUUUCUUUCUAAAAUCACUCAAGACAAAAAGGUGCUAACGUCUGUGAUCUCACAAUUAGAACUCAGCGCCUCAAAAUUCAGGGAUAGGUGACGUAUUUCCUGGUAGUGGUGGGCAGAUUCCCCAGUCUACAGGUUUUGACCUCCCAUUCGUUCCUGGCGUUCCCACACAGCAGUUUGGAAUUCCCUCUCAAACGUUACCAACAGGAAUGGAUGGAUUGCCAACCUUCCAAAUUCCUGGGAUGGGUGAUGGCCUUCCUCUCACGCCUGAAUCUGGAGGAGGGUUAGCUCAGUCUAAGGGAAACCCCUUCGUAGCAGUUCCUAGUGUUGGAACGCAGCCGUUUGGAAUCCCUUCUCAAUCAUUACCCUCCGGAAUGGAAGCUCUUACGUCUGGUAGAAUUCCGGGGAUGCCUGAUGGUACAUCAUCGAUAUUUCCUGGAUCAAUAGGACCGUUUCGUGGUGAACAGCAGUCAACGCCAAUGAGCUUACCCACUGUUCCUGGUUUACCAUCAGAGCAGUUGCCAUCUCUAGAAGGGAUUUCUUCCGAAUCGUUAUCAUCAGGCUUGCAAGGACGACUGUCUGAACAAAUCGCAGGAAUGGGUGAUGCAUCUCCUGUAUUUCCUAGAGCCAGUGGGCUGAGUGUUCCUCCUGUCCCUGGUGUGCCUUCAGAACAAUUGCCAUCCUUUGGAGCAAUUCCUCCCGAGGUUUUAUCAUCAGGCAUGAAAGCAAUUCCCUCUGGCCAGAUUCCACAAACGAGUGACGCAUACGCACCUCAGCCAAUGGGACUAAAUCUACCUUCUCUUCCUGUUGUGCCCACAGAGCUUUCACCCUCACAAAUACAAGGUAACAUUCCAGCACGAGUCAGUCCACAAGGAGUCAAUCCUUGUGGAUUGGGACUUGAAUAAAGACUUCCUAGUAAUUUGACACAGCUUAGUCCAACAGGAGUAACAGAGCUUGCAUUAAACAAUCCCCAGUUGCACGUUUCUGGCUUAAUACCCGGCUCAUUACCGUUUGUAGGGAUUCCAACAGGAGUGGCAUCAGCCGGAGGAGUGGUACCUUUACCUGGUACACCCAUGGAAGGUUAUGGGGCAUUCGUACCCGGCUCGCAGAUUAGUUCUGGUGAGGUGCCUCAUGGAGGUUUACCUUCCACGUAUGGUGUUGUGCCAGCUGGAACACAAUAUAAUAGGAAGAACGUGCCUUCAUUUGCUGAUCAACGAGGGAUUCAAGAUUUAGAGGGAAUAGGGCUCCCCCCAAAUAUACCAAACCCACGACCAGAUCUAUUGGUGAGUUGCAAACCACUUGAAUAAUUCGGUAUGAUGAAAUUUCCCUCUUAAUCUCAGCUAACCUUAAGCCUUCAUUUAGAGACCUAAAAUUUCUUUUCCUUCAUAAUUCAGGCACGUGUAGCGGGCCUGUACAUCUUUGAAAACACUAGCACUUUGUGUUCAAGUUUAUCUUUAUACAACUGAGGAAUAUGUAGAACUUGGGCAAGCGCUUGAAGUUAAGAAAAUUGAAAGUAACGGCCGCUUGAAGUUAAAAAAAUUGAAAGUAACGGCAAUAGCUUAUUUCUGUUUGCCUUUAGGUUUUGCCAGAUCCACAACAGCAAGCGGAUCAACUCAUGAGCCAAGUUGAAAAGGAUGUAGAGGCAGCUUUACAAAAUGUGAGUGUCUCUUAAAAGCUGAGGUUGACGUUCCUUAAUCUAAUAUAACCUGUUUCCCAGUCAGCCUUGCUGAGAAUGUUUCAUAGAAUAAAGUUUGAGAUCACUGAUCGUCGUUGUUACGGUAGAUUUGAGGUAUCAGAGCAGAAGUGUCCGAGAUACAAUGUUAAAAUAUUAUAAUGACUCUUAGGGCAUCAAUAACUUGUCAUGUUGAAAUAUCUUAAACCAAAGAACUAAUGUAAUUCUUUAAAAUCUAGCUAUUUUUGUGUUUGUGUUCUUAAGCCACACUUGCGGAGAAAAAGAAAAGCGUGUCCCAAGGUUCCGUUUGCGGUGAAAAAAAAUUUUAUAGAGCCAAUUGAAGAAGAUUAUCCUGCUUAGUUUUGCCGAAAAUUGUGUGUAGAAACGGAUGGCUGCACGAACGUACAGCCGAAUUGACACACACAGAAUAUGUGCUAUGAGGUACAAUGAUGCUCUCGCUCUAUCAGUCUAUAGGAAAAUACCUUGGUCCCAAAGUACAGGAGACCAUUUCGUCAGUAUCAACGCUCGGCAUGGCUCUUUACAAUGGAUGGAAGAUGACCUUGGUGGUGCUUGCUGGACUGCCAAUAAUUGGGCUGGCUAAUCGGAUUCAACAGAACGAAGCUGACGCCACGGUGGAACCGGAAGGGGUCGAAGCAGUAAGUGCACCAUGUUGAUGCAGAUCCUCUCUUCUGUUUAGAAAGACAUUGUGAGUACUGGCUUUCUAUGUCUCUCUAUGUCUCUAUUAAAUUACACCUCGAUAUUUUUUCUGGCUGUAAUUGCAAUGACUCUGACUUUGAAGAAAAUUUUUUGCUGUCUCAGAAAUUUUAAAAUAACGAAAAAUUUCGACGAAACUCCUUUUUUCACAUGUUUUCUGUAGAAAGUUACCAAUGUAUAAUGACAAAUUUGUUCUAAAAUGUUAAUUACGUGGUAUUUCUACGGACAGACUCGAUUUAAAUCAGUUCUCGAAUAUAUUUGAAUAAAUUUUAAACAAAAGGCCCUUUUGCUCAUCGUUCCAUUUUUUCUUUUCAAUCGUAGCUCAUGAAAACAAGCUUCAAGAAAAUGGAAACAAUUUCCGCCCUUGGAAUGGAAAAUAAAUUCGCGAAGAAAUACAAGGAUGCAAUCUUCGAAAAAUAUAAGUAAUAAAUAAUACUUGUGUUCCUAAUCUUUACUUACUUUUCGAAGAUAAUGAUAUUAAUCAUCAACUACAUUUUUUUGUAGCUUACAGCUUCUGUUGUGCGGUGACCAAAAAAUUUUCUGAAAGAAGACGCACAAUGGACCAUAUUUAUAUCCUCAGACUAUAAAGCGUAGUUUUCGUGCUAAUCUCUCUACAGGCUCUCUCUCUCUCUUUUCUUGUAAAACAAGUUCGCAGAAUUUAACUUUUAGUAACAAUCUCUUCACUUCAAAAAGUACCCUAUUUCAAACUCAUUACGCCUUCAAUCUGAGGACACUAACUACUACUUAUCACCUUCAUUGAGUCAGAAAUUUUGACUGUAUUCAGUUAUCAUUGCUCAACCGUUGACUUUCCUUUCUCACAGACAGGCGUUGAAGAAGAUUAUUGCCAGUGGUUUUGCUUUCGCUUUGGGACAAGCUAUGGUGUUCUUCAUUUACGCAGGUGCACUUAGGUUUGGAUGUUACCUAAUCAGCAUAAGGGAUAUGGCUGCCAUUGAAGUUUUAGGGUAAUUUUCCAUUUUGUUCUCGUCACUCCUACUAACUUAAUGUCAAGUGGUACAAGCCGUUACAUAGAGAAUAAUACAUGGGCGCGUGUAGAUAUGGAAUUUCUCUUCGUGUGUUUAACUCGAUAGCUUAUGAGUGAGCGCAACGAACGAAUGAGAUGUCGAGUUGAACACGAGAAGAGAAAUUCCAUAUCUACAAGCAACAACAAGUAUGUAUUAUUUUGUUUAUCAUAUAAACACAAUAGCCCUUUACUGAAAAGAAAAUCCGACUUCAUUAAUGAAUGAAAAUAAAUUAAUCGGCAAUCCCCGAAUAACAAUCGUAGAGUGGUGCGUUGGCGCUAACUCUUAGGAUGGAAAAAAUGCGUUGAAUCAUGAUUACAAAAAACAACAAUGAUCGUAAUUUUCAAUUUACAAAAUUCUAAUUUACUGACUCUGUCCUUACCGACAGUAGAAGUCUUUCAGGUUAACGGCCAAAAUCGGCCUCUGGCAAAUCUUCCAGUUGUCAAUUUUCAUUCCCAGCAGAGAGAAAUGCUAACACCAAAGCCACUGAAUGUGUAACUUUCGGUUUUUCUUUUAGCAUAUUGAUUUCCUUCCCCUUCUAAGAAAUUUUGAACCUCACAGUCUGUCAGCGAUACGGAUUUUUUAGCCGCCAUAAUUCGAGAAAGCUCCGACAAACAACUUGAACUGAGAAUUGUGAAGGCUUUGCUGUUCACAUUGUGGUGCCAAAGGCGAGUGACAUGUCAGCAGCUGAUUGGCUAUAUCACCACACGUGAAAAAAUACGAUUUUUUUUCACGUGUGUUGUUGCGGCUUUUCUCAGAGCUGGAAAUCCCUGUAUAACACCGCAGUUUAUGUGAUAAAAAUAUUUCUCCUUUUGUUUUAGAGUGUUAAUGACUGUACUGUUUGGUUCGUAUGCAACGUCAAGCUCUCGAGCGCCGUCCCACGCGCAUGAAGAGAAUGAAGAUUCGCUGAACAGACUCUUUGACGACGAGACACCAGACGUGCAAGAUCACAUUGGUGACAAGUUGGUGAGCUUUUACAUUGAUUAAUUUGUGAGUUUACCAUUAGUUAAUGAGGCUUCAAUAAUCUCUCUGCCUCGUUCCUUUGAUUUGCUGGUGAACUAAAAAGUUUCCAACUGAGAUGUCAUGCAUGAAAGUUAAGAGAUGGUUUAAUAAAAGGAAAAAGUUGUUUAUGUUUUACCAAAAAAAAAAGAUGUUGUAAGGAAUCACUUAAAUAUAUGAAUAACAGAAAAACCGUGCGAUCAAAAGUCUGGUUAUUGGUAUCAGAAGAGUUUGAAAGUUAUUAAACUAAAGUAAUUUUUCACGCAGGAUGAGGUUGAAGGAAACUUGGAGUUUAAACAUGUUGAACUUCCAGAUCCACUCCAUAACGACGCUCCGCUACUGAGCCAGCUGAACUUGAGGGUCAGCAGGGGACAAAAACUGGCUAUUGUUCAACUGGACAGCGAUAAAGUGAAUCCGUUUGAACUUUUAUUGGAGCGUUUCUUUGAUCCUGUCAAGGGAAACUUGGUAAACAUCAUAACUUCAUUUUGCAGUUUACAAUAAACACUUCUCUAAACGAUGUAACUUGCCUCAUAUCUAUGUAUGGAGCUAAAAAAUUCCAUUCAGUGAUCUUCUUUCAACAAAAUGUUAGUUAUUUGCUUUUUUGAACGCAUCAUCGACAAAUCCCGUCCCGCGCCAGGCAAACAAACAGUCAAACAAACAAACAAACAAACAAAAAAACCAGCAACAAGAGCGACAGCACGAAAGCAGAUCUUAAAAGGAUAAACUGCCUUAUUAAAAGGACGCAGUCUUUGAUCUUGAUUGAAAACAUUUUCUUACGACUUUAUCAUCUGUUGUCUUCAUAAAAUGGACACCUCUAUUUUCCUGAAUACGUCACUCAAUUAACUAAGCUUGCUCUGUAGUCAAUGGUGUAUACUAAAUUCUCCUUUGCCCGCAGCGUCGUCUAUCAUAUAUUAUAGCGAUUAGGGCUCGUUUGAAUGUACGUUUUUAACUCUGCAUUCGUUUUAGCUUUUAGAUGGAGCAGAUAUUCGCAAUCUGGAUCUUUCUUGGUUACGAUCCCAUCAUGCAGUAGUGUCCCAUCGAUGUUUCCUGUCACAUUACAGUAUUGCUGAGAAUAUUGCUUAUGGCGACAAAGGAAGACUCGUGACACAAACGGAAAUUGAGGACGCUGCCUAUUCAGCGUAUGCACACGAAUUUAUCGUGGAUUUGCCAAAGGUAAAGAACUGGUCAACUAAAUCGUACAGAUUGCUACAGUUUGAGUGACAAAUACUUAGAGUUGAUCUUCAAAAGAGAACAAUUGUUUGCGUUCGAGCCAAUAAAAUAGAAGGCUGAAAUAAUGAAGCAGAGAUAAAAGAAAGUGUUCCUCCCUAUAUAAGCACUAUAAAACAGCAGUUCUCCAAAAAUCUUCGGUUAGCAUAACUAAAUUCUUUUAAUUUUUUGCUAAAGUUUGAGGAAUGUGGUAUAGCAACGUCUGCGUUUCUAUCGUUGAUAGUGAUUCAUUAGUUUCCUGAUUCAUUGAUGGUUAUCAUGUAAAAAGUAAAGGUUUGAAAAAUAGCUCCAUAUGGAGAUAAGUUAUUCAUUUAUUCAACCUUUUCAAUGGGUUCGUUCUCGCUGUCUGUUUUAGAGUUAUGAAACAAUUCCUGAUGAAGAUCAAAUCAAAUUGAGCGAUAGUCAGAAACUAAGGAUCGUUAUAGCACGGGCAAUUAUCCGAGAAUCGCCAAUCAUCAUUUUAGAUGAGCUGGAAGAAGAAGAUCAGGUAUUAUGAUUAUAUUUAAGGAAAGAAAUUAGAACGAACGACUGUUAGAUUAUGCGUUCAUCUAUGCGUUCAUGUAUUGUCCAUUUUUUCAUUCAGUCAUUCAUUAACUCAGUCGUCCACCUAUGUGAAUCACGUAAACAGUCAGUCAAUUAGUCAGUCAGUCCUAUUACCAGCCGGUCAGUUCCUUUGUCCGGUUGUUCACACUCAGUCAGCCAGUCAGUCAACCAGUCAGUCGUUCAGUCAGUCUGCGAGCCAGCCAGUCAGUCGUUUGACAGUCAACGAGCCAGCCAGCCAGUCAGUCAGUCUGUCAUUCAGUCAAUCAGUCAGUCAGUCAGUCAGCCAGUCAGUCAGUCAGUCAGUCAAUCGGUCUGUCAUUCAGUCAGUCAGGCAUUCAGUCAGGCAUUUAGUAACUCACCCAGUUGUUCAGUCAGUCAGUGAACCAGCUAGUCAUUCAGUCUGUUAGUCGGUCGGUCAGUCUGUCAGAGGGUUGGCCAAUCAUUUAGUCACUCAGUCAAUCAGUGAUGUUUUCUUCCCAAUCUCGCGGCGUUUUCCAAUGAGUUUCAUGACUGCCUCAGAAGUAAAAUAACACGAUGAAUUGACCUAUUUUGGUCCGCAGGCUGUGACUGAUUUAGGCACUCACUCAGUUAUUCAGUCAGUCAGUCAGUGAGCCAGCUAGUCAGUCAGUCAGUCAGUUGGUCAGUCAGUCAGUCAGUCUGUCAUUUAGUCACUCAGUCAAUCAGUGAUGUUUUCUUCCCAAUCUCGCGGCGUUUUCCAAUGAGUUUCAUGACUGCCUCAGAAGUAAAAUAACACGAUGAAUUGACCUAUUUUGGUCCGCAGGCUGUGACUGAUGCCACUGAUAUCCUUUGCCGAGAUAAAACCUGUAUCAUACUCACAAGACGGAGACAAACAAUUGAAACUGCAGACUACAUUAUUCUUAUUUACCACGGGCGCAUACUUGAACAAGGAAGUUUGAAUGACCUUCUGGAGCAGAGACGCUUGUUUUAUUUAUUAACAAAUUUAGCAGACGCUGACGAGUUUUAG